Meriones unguiculatus (Mongolian gerbil) is the source of this 921-nucleotide messenger RNA. Its product is annotated as vomeronasal type-1 receptor 4-like. Gene Ontology annotation, biological process: G protein-coupled receptor signaling pathway. The record is from RefSeq and is a predicted model, not a curated record. The transcript has 2 exons. Gene Ontology annotation, molecular function: pheromone receptor activity. NCBI's taxonomy places the organism in Eukaryota, Metazoa, Chordata, Mammalia, Rodentia, Muridae. The coding region runs from base 1 to 921 and encodes 306 amino acids. Gene Ontology annotation, cellular component: membrane.
AUGGAAUUCUGGAAUAUGGCCAUCAGAAUCAUUUUCUUAUUACAAACUACAAUUGGAAUUCUGGGAAAUUUCUCUUUUAUUUUCUACUACCUUAUCCUUUACUGCAGACAGGGCACAUUAAAGCCCACAGAUUUGAUUCUCCUGCACAUAAUGGCAGCCAAUGCCUUGAUCAUUCUUUCCUUUGGAGUAUCUAACACAAUGACAGCUUUUGGGUUGAAGCAGUUUUUGAAUGAUUUUGCAUGCAUAUUCCUGAUAUUCAUUCAAAAAUUUGGCAGGAGUGUGUCCAUUGGCUCCACCUGCCUUUUGAGUGUCUUCCAGGCCAUGACCAUUAGUCCCAGUGAAUCUUGUUGGAAGGAUUAUAAACACAGAGCUGCCAAGUACAUUGGCUCCUCCAUUUCUGGCCUCUGGAGCUUUUCUAUGUUGAUAAAUAUCUUUUCCUCAAUGGAUAAAUUUAUCAGUAGGAAUAGUGAAAAUGUGACAAGAAAACGAGAUUUUGGAUAUUGCACUAUUGUUUUCCAUAAUGAAAUCAGUGAGUUUCUCUAUGCAGUAUUGGUGAUGUGCCCUGAAGUCUUUCUUUCUGUGCUCAUUGCCUGGUCCAGCAUGUCUAUGAUUAUCAUUCUGUACAGACACAAGCAGAGUGUUCAACACAUCCGAAGCACUCAUGGUUCCAGCAGAACCUCCCAUGACUCCAGGGCCACCCAGAAUAUCCUGCUCCUAUUCUCUUCCUUUCUGGCUUUUUACACUCUCUCCUUCGUCUUACGAGGCUGCAUUGCUCUUUUUCGUAAUCAAUAUAUGUGGUUGGUGAACAUCAAUCCUGCCAUUUCUUUGUGUUUUCCAUGUUUUGGACACUUUGUUAUUAUGAAUCCUUGCUCAUUUUUGUCCAGGCUUAUAUGGUUUGGAUCAGAAAUAAAAAAUAUUUAA